Menidia menidia (Atlantic silverside) is the source of this 1284-nucleotide messenger RNA. The record is from the annotation of a GenBank genome assembly. Lineage: Eukaryota; Metazoa; Chordata; Actinopteri; Atheriniformes; Atherinopsidae.
UUAGAAGUGUCAACUGCACGGGCCGUUUUCAAGCAUUCACAUGAGGUGCAGUUAAAGUCUAACUUUAAGGCCAUUCUGUCAUGCCCCAACCGGACCGGCGAGCGGGCGGAGACUCGACACAAUCCUUCCGUGAACGUCCCACCCAAAAAGGCGGGGCGUCGGAUGCAUCGAGAAAAUGUCAACAACAUGCCGGAGACUACCGGAGAAACUGAAACUGAGGAGGGAACGAGGGACAGACAACAAAGAGACAAAGGAAACAUCUCGUCUCGCAAUGUCGUGUCUGUCAUAUCUCAGUUUGCAGAUGACAAUUUGACUGUUGUGCGGAAUAUUAGUACCGGACUGGCUGUAGUCGGAGUCCUUGUGAUUGCCAGGAGCAUUAAGCUGAUCACAAAAUUUCAAGCUGUGUGCGAGAUCCCUGCUCGAUUCAUUGAGAAGAAUGUCAGUCUUCGAGGGAAAGUUAAUUCCAUCACCGAGAAGGGAAUUGAGGUGGAACAUGUGCCAAUUUACCUGCCAGUUCUGUCUCCAUUACUGUCAAAGUACAAAGAUGUGUCCACACCUCCACUGCUGGUGCAUCUUGCCGGGGUGGAGCUGACACAGGAGGGAAAGAUAUGGCUGCAGAAGAAUCUUGCUCCUGCUGACACGGUGUGGCUCAAACUUAUCAGUCGAGAAGACGACAUACUGCACUGUUUGGUGUCCCAAAGCAAAAAGGGGUCAAUAUGGAGCUACUACAUAAACGAAGAGGUACUCAAGCUUGGCCUGGCUCGCACUGCGCCCAUAGCAGGAGUCCAGCCCGGCUCUCGCCUCUACUGGCGCCUACACAGACGGCUGCAUAGGGCAGAGGUGAAAGCUGAGAAGAAGGGUCGGGGUCUGUGGAAGGAGGAGAGCCUGUGGGAGAAAACCUGCAUGGCUGUCAGGGACAGCGCUUUGUUCAGACUCAUGAGGAAGAUCUUUAAAAGGACUUGAUGCUCUUUAUUAUUCCAAGUCAAAGAGUUUGUUGGGGGUGAGUUCUGAAAUCAUCAUAAUUUAACAUUAUGAUCUUGCAAAACAAUGGAAAAACAUCCUGUUAAAAGUGUUGAAUUGUACACAUAUUCAGGUUAUACUGUAAGAAGCUAGUUUUCUCUUCACUAAUCUGUCAUUUCACUUGUUGCAAAGGUUUAUAUCCUACUUAUUUUGUAUAUUUGAGUUUUGAAAAGUUUGAAUAAACUGCAAAUGUUGUUAAAAGUACCAUGUUGAGGGCUGGAAAUAAACCUCAUUACCCAUUUAGCCUCAGCUAAGCACAGCAUG